Molecule: messenger RNA, 1815 nt
Organism: Ostreobium quekettii
Lineage: Eukaryota; Viridiplantae; Chlorophyta; Ulvophyceae; Bryopsidales; Ostreobiaceae
Source: the annotation of a GenBank genome assembly
AUGAUUUUGGCGCCAGCGGGUCGGUCGUCGCGGGGAUUGUGCUGUGGGUCGGCGGCCGACGUCCAGGCGAAUAUCGCCGCCGAGGCCGGGGUGGAGAUCCCCAAAGAGUGCUUCGGAUGUGGCGUGAGGCUGCAGAGCCUGGACCCCGACAAGCCGGGGUAUUUCCAAAUCUCUAAGAAAGCUCUGGAAGAGCUUCGGCAGCAGCAAGCACAGGAAGACGCUGAAGUGCUGGCAGAUUCAGAAACAGAAGGAGUUUUGAAAGCGGAGGGCUGUGAAGCCCAGGAAGAUGCUGCAGUGGAGGGAGUUUUGAAGGUGGAAGCAGAUUUGAGUGUUGAUGGCAAGGGAGGCAGGAUGGUCAAGGCAGCCUUGCCUGCAGCUGACAGUGGUGAUUCUGAGGAGCUGAGCAAGGUGCUCAUGGGUACUGACCCAAAGGCUGACAAGGGACCCUCAGUUGAAGACCUAUUUAAUGCAUUCGAUGAAGGCCUGGAGAACUGGGGGCUUGCAUCCCCAGGCUCUGAGGAGCGCGAUGCAAUGGACUAUGCCAAGCUCAUGGACAAGAUCAGGGAAGAUGAGGCAGAAGCAGUAGUUGAGGAGGGUGUGAGCAGUGGCCUUAGGGUUCUGUGCACACGUUGCUAUUCGCUCAUAAACUAUGGAAAGGUGAAGAGCGAGGCAGGGGAGGCGCAGUUGCCAGAGUUCGACCUGGGCAAGCGGGUGGGAAGAAAGAUCCAGCUGCAGAAGGGCAGGAGGGCCAUUGUACUGUGUGUCGUCGACCUCGUCGAUUUCGAUGGUUCUCUCCCAAGGGAGGCGAUCAGGUCGCUGCUGCCUGUAGGAGCUGACGAGGCUCCGAUGGGCUUCCGGUUGAUUCUCGUGGCCAGCAAAGUGGAUCUGCUCCCCAAGGUCGCGUCUAGCAGAAGACUACAGGACUGGGUCCGCAUGCGGGCGCGGCAGGGCGGCUUCCCGCCUCUGGCCUCGGUGCACCUGGUGAGCUCCACGCAGCAGAGCGGCGUGCGGCCCCUCCUGCUGGACGUCGUGCGGUCCGCGGGCGUGCGCGGCGACGUCUGGGUGGUCGGGGCGCAGAACUCCGGCAAGAGCUCUCUCAUCAACGCCCUGCGCAAGGCCUCCCGCGCCCGCGACAGAAGGUCGCUGACCACGGCCGCGCUGCCUGGCACGACGCUGGGGCUGGUGGAGGUGAAGGGCCUGCCGCUGCCGGAGAAGUGCCGCGUAUACGACACGCCAGGCGUGUGCCAUCGGCACCAGCUGUCGGCCAAGCUGCCGUUCGAGGAGGUGCGCAUGCUCCUUCCGCGGCGCAGGCUCAGGCCGCGGACGUACCGCGUGGGCACGGGCCACACGCUGCUGGUGGGUGGCGUCGCGCGGCUGGACGUCCUUGCCUGCCCCUCCAGCACGCUGUACAUAACCCUGUGGGCAUCUGACGAGGUGACAUGCCACAUGGGGAAGACGGAAAGCGCUGAGGAGCGGAGAGCGGCGCACGGGGGGGAUCGGCUGCGGCCGCCGAUUGGGGGCGAGGGGGAAGGCGAGGCGGCGCGGGAGGUGCGCCUCGAGCCCUGCGUCGUGGAACUCGAGGGGUCGUCCUGGAAGGCCAGCUCGGAGGACGUCCACAUCGCGGGACUGGGGUGGAUAGGCGUUGGGCUCGUGGGAACGGCCAAAUUUCGGGUCUGGGCCCCACCAGGCGUGGCAGUGACAACGCGGAGGGCACUGAUGCCAGACUACGCCACGAAGUUCGAAAAGCCCGGAUUCAGCGGCGUGGCAGAAAAGGGGGGCAAAGAGAAAAAGCAGAAAAACAAGAAACGAACGUGA